AUGGUCAACGUCCAUCGACGAAACACGGCCAUUGCUGCCAGUAUCUUUUAUUUCCUGUCGAUUCCAUUCCUCAUCCUCGUCAUAAUCGGAAAUACGCACAUCAACCCGGUCCUGAACGACAUCUACUUCUUUCAACUCGAUGUCUCCCAAGUGAUCCCCAUCUCGGUUGAUAAUUCAAGGCUUCUCAACUCCGUCGCCCGAAGUCUAGGUCUUCACGACUUUUACCAGGUUGGACUAUGGAACUUUUGCGAAGGAUAUAAUGAUGAGGGCGUCACGUACUGUUCCGACCCUAAGCAGUGGUACUGGUUCAACCCCGUCGAAAUUAUGGUUAGCGAACUGCUUGCUGGAGCUCAGAUUGCUCUGCCUGCUGAGGCUAUUACUGUUCUGAACCUUCUCAAGAUUGGCUCUAGAAUUAUGUACGGUUUCUUCAUGGCCGGAAUCUGCGUCAACUUUCUCCUUAUUCCGCUCAGCCUUCUCGUUAUCCGUACCCGAUGGUGGAGUCUGCUCCUCUCGCUUCUGGCCAUCAUCACAUCAGUUCUUGUCACGGUUGCCGCCGUUAUUGCGACUGUCAUUAGUAUUGCCGCCAAGGUCGCACUUACAAAACAGGACCAGCUCAACAUCAAAGCAAACAUCGGUAUCAAGAUGUUUGUCUUUAUGUGGAUUGCGGCCAUCUUCACUGACUUGGCCUUCCUUCUGCAUGCUGCCAUGGGCUGCUGUUGUAGACCGCACCGCUACCAACAGCAGAGCCCGCAGCAGCCUGUGCAAGAGACCAAGAGCAAUAGAACGUCUCUACCAGGCUUUGUGCGCCAGAGGAGGAGCCACGGAUCCUCCUAG
Messenger RNA from Fusarium sp. VM40, 834 nucleotides. Lineage: Eukaryota; Fungi; Ascomycota; Sordariomycetes; Hypocreales; Nectriaceae. The record is from the annotation of a GenBank genome assembly.